UCCUCGUCGACAUUUCUUGUCGACCGUUAUCAAUCUCGGACUAUACCGUCACGCUGUGAGUCGUUCGACGCACUGCCAAUUCCGUUGCACGUGUCUUUCUCGCGUCACUACUCACUACUCCUUGGACAAUGUCGGGGCAGAGCCUUCCUUAUCUUUGGGAAGAACUUGCUGUGCGCGACGAUCACGACCGUCUCAUUCUUGAGGAAGUUGGCUAUUUUGACCUCGAUCGUGCUGCCGGCCCUUUCGAUUUUCAAACAGUGUACUCCUCGUUCAGACGUCUUUUGAUUCGGCUAAGACUGCUUUUUGAUUUGCAAAGAGCUAACUUUCAGCUUUGUUCAACCAAAGCUGUCUUCGUUCCACUUUGGUUGCACUUCCGAAUCCUCUUACGGCUUAUCUCACUAGGAAUGAGCCUGCCACUUAAAUAUGGUCCAGACAUAACUGAGUAUCUGUUCAUCCGUCAUAUUCUGCUCCAUACACUGCUGUCUACUUUCAGAGCACUGAUUUUGCGCCCGGAUCGCCCAGGUCACGCUGAACUCGUCGACUUUCAACACCGCGUGCUCGGACUCGCGGCGGCGUGGGAGGGCCUCCUUCAGCGUAGCCUCAAUGAGUUAGAAGAGUUUGUUCUCAAACUGCUGCUACCAAAGACUAUAGACUGCCUCUUGGACUAUUCCGCAGACGAAGGGAUCGAAAAAAUCACGUCCGGCGAGUUUCAAUUACCAGAGACACCAAAUCAUUUCUACCCCUUCACAAUAAAGUCAAGAUCGAGCGACAAUGAAUCUGCCACAAGCAUCCUUCAAAGCCUCGCGCAAGAGCUGGAUAAACCGGGGUGGCUGCGAGCAUUUUGGUCUUUACACGAUGUCGUCUGGGCAGUAAUAGCCUCCGCUGUCACAAAAGAUCGCACGAAUCUCGGCUUCCGACAGACCGGUAGAGGGUCAAAUCCUGCGGCUGAGGCUCUCGCAGUGAUAUUCGCACCAGCUGAACAGAGUUCACAGCUCAGCAUACGGGCCAAGACUGUGAGGUCGUUAUCAAGUUUCAUUGCGCCGUACAGCGCGUUGGUAACGUCUUGUUACGAGGCAAGUGCUCACGCAAUACCUCCUGUACUUGAAGACUACCAGCUAAAUCGAAAACACCAAAUGGAAUUCGAGUAUGAGACAUUUCUCAUGUACAUCGUCCAACGAAAACACCAAUUGGUUUCGCUAUAUGGCUCAAAUUCCCGACAGACUAGUACUGUGAUGGGUUCUGUGCCUGUUUUCUGUUCUCAAGGCAAACGUUACAUGGAGCAUAUGCAAAUGGCACCUGAGCUGGCUGGGUUCUCAACAUCUCGGUCUCCAUCUAUCGUCAAACCAAACCCUGAGGAUCCUGCAACUGGUCACAGGAAUGGAAUCUUAAAUUCAAUCUCGACUCCGAUGAUCCCACCUAGGAGUCCACCUCGAAGCUCUGAAGUUGGCUCUACGGACUCGUCUAAUGAAAUCAGGGUCGCCUCUCGGAUGCAGAGUCAGUCACCAGGUCAAGCAUCAAGCAUCCUAACGAAUCCGACAUCUAGAACAGAAAGUGACAACGGAUCUCUGUAUGCUGAAGUUAGCGGGAAAUACACUGGUCAUGUACGGUCUAUAUCAGAACCCACUCCAAAUCCACUCACCAGAUUCCCCAAUCACAGUACAAAAAGCUCUGGGGGAAGACGAGGUAAGAUUUUUGGGUUCGGGUCUGCCUCAAUAAAAGUCGGGAGUAAACACGCCAAGAGCGAUGGAAGCAUAAUACCAAAUAAUUUGGUCGUCAAGUUUUCUCACACAGGUAAAUCUGUGAUAUUCUGGACAAGGAGUGAUUGUGGUUUUUUUGUAUGGUCAAAUCUGUUCCAUAACGAGUUGAGGCGAUGCUCUUUACUCUACGGAGUGCCUCCGCAGGCACAAGGUGCAAUUGUAAAGCACAUUUCUGCCAGCGACAAUGCAGUCGCAGUCCUUGCACACUACACCGGCGAUGGAGACAGACUUUUCCAUUUCUCCGAUCAAGGGACUCGCUUCGAAGCACUAGGAAACACUUAUCUUGGCAGUCGAGGCACAAAUUGCAUGGCAUGUUCAAUCUCUCCAAGCGGAAAUCUGGUCGCUCUCGGCUGGGGGCUGACCAUUCAACUGUACAAAUAUGACGGGCGCUCACUCUCUCUGCUCACGGCUCUUAUGGUACACGAAUCUCACAGUGGCGCCGUGGCCAGGUUUCAAGAGCUCAACUUUUCGCCCGAUUCCGAAAGGCUCGUGUCCGCGACGCAAGAGCUGGUGGACGCUCACAAACACGCGAUCUACAUCCGGAUUUGGAAUUGUGCGACUGACUAUGUAGCCCCACAAUGGAGACCACAAGGUCACACCGUAACUGUUGGAUACGGCGACGACACGGGAGUAACCGCAGUGUUCUUCGAUCCAAUGACGGUCCGAGUCCUCGUUGCGGCAAACCUGUCCAAGUCGUACUACGCAAUCUUGGGUGUGAACGGAUACAAGGCCGUCCUACAUGGUUUGUCGCCAAGAAACGUCAGCAUCGUGGCACAAGGCCCGUCAGGUAAACAUUUCGUACUGAAGACUGCGAAAAAUAACAGGAUCCACAUGCUAGAUCUCGGUAAUGGUGAGCUUAGUCCAGCCAUCGACUUGGACAGGGAGAGCAGGGGUACGAAGCGUGAAAUUGUCGCAUUGGCUAUGCCGCAGCUUGACACCGUGUUCGUUGCUUGCCGAGAAGGCUCUGCACUCGUGCUCAAGAAGCUUUACGUGGUGGGCGGCAGAGUCACUCAGUCGCAGACGGAAGACCUAGCCAGUUUAUACCAGAGAGCUUUAGCGGCCUGCUAAAUGAAACCAAUUUCACGACAGUGACUGCCUGAGUCUGCUUGUACUUGUACGGCAACUUAGUAUAGCAUCUGCUUGCACCCUCCAUGCAGAUACUUCUGCUGCGUGCUGAUUGGUUCGUGCUGCAGACGUGCUAGUUCCUACCGUCCACUAAGCUCCGAAUGCAGCUAGCUGAUUUACAUUUCCGGCCAUUUUGGACUCCCAGAAUAUGCAGUCGGAAAGGCCUUCCACCUAAUCUCUGGGAUAAGUAUUGAUGGCUUAACAUUUUGGGCGUCGGGCGAGGUGCAGCACUGCAUCCCGCGAUAGCCAUCGCUAUGUCUAUUGGACAUGUUCUUUGGAUGGCUGCAUGAUGCUGCUAGCAGGGCUGGAUUGGACUGCCAAAACUACUUGGACAAAGAGAAACGUAGCGGUCAUCAUGAUGAUCGAACAAAACUACUCUCACAUGGUCUCAGGAGGAAAAUUAGUACAUGCUGUUCCGGAUCAACAAGCUUCGGAUAGAGUUCAAAGUGCUACGCUGUACAGGGUGCGUUCCCGAGCAUGUGCCUGCCAUGUCGACAAGGCUACGAGUCGGCAAAGAUUUAUGAAGGUCAGACCAACUUUUGGGUAGGACACCACCGGCACGCCAUCAAAGAAAGCCUCAUUUAGGAUGGAAGCUUCGCUUAGGAUUGCAGAAAAAUAAAAGGGAAAAAAAUCGGUAUAGGCGGAUGGGCUCUUCUGGUAUGCGCGAACAGAUGUGAAUUUAGUGUUAGCAUGACAAAGACAGAUGGAGACACACACACCCCGAACGUACAGUACUGCAGCCUCAGCUCCAAGUCAGUCCGUGCGCCACAAAACUUCAGGAUGUGCCGCU
Messenger RNA from Verruconis gallopava, 3672 nucleotides. RefSeq lists its product as uncharacterized. Bases 129 to 2825 code for a protein of 898 amino acids. Gene Ontology annotation, molecular function: protein binding. NCBI's taxonomy places the organism in Eukaryota, Fungi, Ascomycota, Dothideomycetes, Venturiales, Sympoventuriaceae. The record is from RefSeq and is a predicted model, not a curated record. The transcript has 3 exons.